Messenger RNA from Astyanax mexicanus (Mexican tetra), 1447 nucleotides. It is a transcript of the gene dmc1, whose product is annotated as DNA meiotic recombinase 1. Gene Ontology annotation, molecular function: DNA strand exchange activity; ATP binding; ATP hydrolysis activity. Gene Ontology annotation, cellular component: nucleus; condensed nuclear chromosome. Gene Ontology annotation, biological process: DNA repair; reciprocal meiotic recombination; DNA strand invasion. The record is from RefSeq and is a predicted model, not a curated record. The transcript has 14 exons. NCBI's taxonomy places the organism in Eukaryota, Metazoa, Chordata, Actinopteri, Characiformes, Acestrorhamphidae. Bases 158 to 1207 code for a protein of 349 amino acids.
AGAAAUAUAUAUUUUAUUAUAUAGAAAGCCUAUUUUGAAGAUGUUUAUGAUGAAUUAAGUAUUUUAGCUAGUUAGCUAGUUAACUAACCUGGCCCGCAGUUAGCCAGAGCACUUUGUAAGGUGUGGUGUGAUUAGUGUCAAAGAAAUAGCAAAUUAAAUGUCUGGACGACAGAAGAGUAUGAAGUCAGUGGAGGACCAGGUGGUGGAAGAUGAGGCAGGGUAUCAGGAUGAUGAGGAAUCUUUCUUCCAAGACAUUGAUCUACUUCAGAAGUAUGGGAUUAACAUGGCUGAUAUCAAGAAGCUAAAGUCUGUGGGAAUAUGUACAGUAAAAGGGAUCCAGAUGACAACACGGCGUGCACUCUGCAAUGUUAAAGGCUUGUCUGAAGCAAAAGUGGACAAGAUAAAGGAAGCUGCUGGGAAGUUGUUGAUCUCUGGAUUUCAGACAGCUUCUGAGUACAGUAUGAAAAGAAGACAGGUGUUCCAUAUCACAACAGGCAGUCAGGAGUUUGAUAAACUUCUUGGAGGGGGAAUAGAGAGCAUGGCAAUUACUGAAGCCUUUGGAGAGUUCAGAACUGGAAAGACACAACUCUCUCACACACUGUGUGUUACCGCUCAGCUUCCCGGUGAGGAUGGGUACACUGGAGGGAAAAUCAUUUUCAUCGACACUGAAAACACUUUUCGCCCAGACAGGCUAAAGGACAUUGCAGACAGAUUCAAUGUGGAUCAUGAAGCUGUGCUUGAUAAUGUGCUGUAUGCCCGAGCCUAUACCAGUGAACAUCAGAUGGAGCUAUUAGACUUUGUUGCUGCUAAAUUUCAUGAAGAAGCAGGGGUCUUUAAACUGUUGAUCAUAGACUCCAUCAUGGCUCUCUUUCGGGUGGACUUCUCUGGAAGAGGUGAGCUGGCAGAGAGACAGCAGAAACUGGCACAGAUGCUCUCAAGGCUUCAAAAAAUCUCUGAAGAGUACAACGUUGCAGUGUUUGUGACCAAUCAGAUGACAGCAGACCCAGGAGCUGGGAUGACAUUUCAGGCAGAUCCCAAAAAGCCCAUAGGAGGACACAUCUUGGCGCAUGCCUCCACUACUCGUCUAAGUUUGAGGAAAGGACGUGGUGAAAUGAGAAUUGCCAAAAUAUUUGAUAGCCCCGACAUGCCAGAAAAUGAAGCCACUUUUGCCAUAACACCUGGAGGAGUAGCAGAUGCCAAGGAGUAAAGGGACCACUCUGUGUCCUACACACAGGGUUAAAUAAGAUUUAAUAAAUUUAGGUUAACACACAUGUAAUCUUAAUAUUUAUUUAUUUAUUUAUUUAUUAAUAGUUUACAGAUAAUCUGGUUCUUUUUAUGCAUUAGGGUAAAGUUUGAUGUCAUUUCAGCAUUGAUUGUGUACUGAGCUAUGCUUGAUGUUUUUCAAUAAACUGUUGGAACUGUUGGUUACUUAGUAGCUGAAAAAUCA